Lotus japonicus is the source of this 3291-nucleotide messenger RNA. RefSeq names its product NF-X1-type zinc finger protein NFXL1-like. Gene Ontology annotation, biological process: regulation of DNA-templated transcription. The record is from RefSeq and is a predicted model, not a curated record. The transcript is spliced from 2 exons. Gene Ontology annotation, molecular function: zinc ion binding; RNA polymerase II transcription regulatory region sequence-specific DNA binding; DNA-binding transcription factor activity, RNA polymerase II-specific. NCBI's taxonomy places the organism in Eukaryota, Viridiplantae, Streptophyta, Magnoliopsida, Fabales, Fabaceae. Bases 143 to 3022 code for a protein of 959 amino acids. Gene Ontology annotation, cellular component: nucleus.
UUUGUUUUGGUAUAAAUAAAUAAACCUUCGCUUCUCUUCUCCUAUCUCACCUCAGUCAGUCCUCAAUCUCAUCCUUCUUAAUUUCAUUCUUCAAAGGAUCGAUCACACCCACUCUCACUGCAACCAAUCAGUUGGAGGGCGGAUGAGUUUGCAGAGGAGGGAUGAUAGGUACAGGAGGGUGCAACGAGUUCGUAAUCCAGCAUCCACCAAAAACAACCACUGCCAAACACAAUUACAUGAAAAUGGUGAUGUUGGUUGCUCAAAUCCACCUAGAAGUCGUUGUGAAGAGGAGGAGAAUUUACCUCACCUGCUUCAAGAGAUUCAGGACAAGCUCACCAAAGACGAUGUGGAAUGCAUGAUUUGCUAUGACAAGGUUUGCAGGUCUGCUCCAGUCUGGUCAUGCUCCAGUUGCUACUCCAUAUUUCACCUACAUUGUGUAAAGAAGUGGGCUCGAGCACCUUCUUCCAUUGAUUUGUCCGUAGAGAUAAAGAUUAACUGGCGCUGCCCUGGUUGCCAGUCCGUGCAACUCACAUCAUCCAAGGAGAUCAGCUAUGUUUGCUUCUGUGGAAAGAUACCAGACCCACCAUGUGACUUUUAUCUCACACCGCAUUCAUGUGGAGAACCAUGUGGGAAGCCUCUUAGUGAUCUUAAGUUCAAGAAUAAGGAGGAGGAGGAUCAUCUUUGCCCUCAUCUUUGCGUCUUGCAAUGCCACCCCGGUCCAUGCCCUCCUUGCAAGGCAUUUGCUUCACCAUGUUUGUGUCCUUGCGGGAAGCAAACCAUCACCACUCGUUGCUCUGACCGCCCCACCUGUGGCCACCGUUGCAAUAAGCUUCUUCAAUGCGCCCGUCAUUGUUGUCAGCAAAUUUGCCAUUUGGGUCCUUGUGGCCCCUGCCGUUUUCCAAUCAACGCCUCUUGCUUUUGCAACAAAAAGAUGGAGGUUAUUCUUUGCGGGGACUUGACAGUGAAAGGUGAAUUUGAAGCACAAGGUGGAGCUUUUUCUUGCAGUUCCACGUGUGGAAAGAAACUUGCUUGUGGCAAUCAUGCCUGUACUGAGACUUGUCACCCAGGAAGUUGUGCAGAGUGUAUCUCGUCAAUAACUCAUGUUAAAACAUGUUGUUGUGGGAAAGCUAAAUUGGAGGAGCAACGACAUAGUUGUUUAGACCAAAUUCCCACGUGUUCACAAGCAUGUGGCAAGUCCUUGCCUUGCGGGAUGCAUCAAUGUAAACAGGCUUGUCAUGCAUGGGAUUGUGCUCCUUGUUUGGUUCUAGUCUCCCAAAGGUGUCGAUGUGGCUCAAUUUCCCGAGCCGUGGAGUGUUGUAAGACAACAUCAGAGAAUGAGAAAUUCACUUGUGAAAAGCCUUGUGGGCAGAAAAAGAGUUGUGGAAGACACCGAUGCAAUGAACAAUGUUGUCUUCUUUCCAAUCCAAAUGCAAAUUGGGAUCCACACCUCUGUUCUGUGCCAUGUGGAAAGAAGCUAAGAUGCGGCCAGCAUGUAUGUGAAUCCUUAUGUCACCGCGGCUAUUGUCCACCUUGUGUUGAAACUAUAUUCACUGAUCUGACAUGUGCAUGUGGAAAGACUUCAAUCCCUCCUCCGUUGCCUUGCGGAACAACGCUUCCUUCAUGCCAGCUUCCAUGCUCUGUUCCUCAGCCUUGCCACCAUCCAACCUCCCAUAACUGCCAUUGUGGAGAUUGUCCUCCUUGCACAGUGCUAGUAGCAAAAGAAUGUGUUGGUGGGCACGUAGUUGUCAGGAACAUGCCUUGUGGUUCAAAAGAUAUUAGGUGCAAUGAGCUCUGUGGGAAGACCAGAAAGUGUGGUUUACAUGCUUGUGGCAGAGCAUGCCACCCUCCACCUUGUGAUGAUCACUCUACCGUGGAAGGUGUCCAUGGUUCUUGUGGGCAAACAUGUGGUGCCCCUAGGAAGGACUGUCGGCACAUGUGUAUAGCUCCAUGUCACCCUUCAUCUCCAUGUCCAGAUAUCAUAUGCCAAUUUCAGGUCACAAUUGCUUGUUCUUGUGGCCGAAUAACAGCAAAUGUUCCUUGUGACGCGGGUGGUAGUCGUAGUCGUGCCUUACAUGAAGCUUCAAUUAUUCAAAAAUUGCUACUUCAACCAUUGGAUGACAAUGACAAAAAAAGUCCACUGGGACAAAGAAAACUUAUGUGCAAUGAUGAGUGUUCUAAGUGGGAGCGUAAAAGAGUUCUUGCACGUGCUUUUGAGAUUACCUCACAAAAGUUGGAUUCUCUCCAGUUCGGUGAAAAUUAUGAAUCGCUGGCUUAUUUGUUGAGACGUGAUUCAAAAUGGGUUUUAUCAAUUGAGGAGAGAUGCAAGUUUUUAGUACUUGGAAAGAGUAGAGGAACUACAACACGAGGUUUAAAAGCCCACAUUUUCUGCCCCAUGCUAAAGGAUAAGAGAGAUGUAGUGAAGUUGAUUGCUGAAAGAUGGAAGCUUUCAGUGAGUACAUGUGGUUGGGAGGCAAAGAGUUUCAUCGUGGUUCAUGUUACCAAAAAAUCAAGACCUCCAACACGAGUGCUAGGGGUAAAAGGUGUCUAUGCGUCUCUUGACUCUCUUCCUCCAGCAUUUGAUCAUUUGGUAGACAUGGACCCUCGACUUGUUGUCUCUUUUCUAGAGUUACCGAGGGAUGCAGAUAUUAGUGCACUGGUGUUGAGAUUUGGUGGUGAGUGUGAACUUGUUUGGUUAAAUAACAAGAAUGCAUUGGCUGUUUUUAAUGAUCAUGCCCGAGCGGCAACUGCAAUUAGGAGGUUGGAUCAUGGAACUGUAUUCCAAGGUGCUGUUGUGAUUGUUGGAAAAUCUUCAGUUGUUAAGAAUGCAUGGGGAGGAUCUGGUGGUGCAAUGAAUGGAGGAGAAACAAAGGGUAAUUCAUGGAAAAAUGUUGUUGGUUGGGGUGAAGAUGAGGAUUUGGUUACUAAUAUCCAACCAACUAUGUGGAAGAAAUUAGAAGCCCCAAUAUCUGCUUCAUUGAAUCCUUGGAGUGUCUUAGAUCAAGUAUCGUCUUCAAGUUCAUGAGUUGAAGCUGAAGUUUCUAGGAAACACACUGAAAGUAAUGUCAUCACUCAUGAUGGUGGUUCGUAUCUGGAAGUGUUGCAUGGUGGAAACUUUGACGCAUAGGAAGUUUAUGAUGUUAUAGAUGAUUGGGAGAAAACUUUUGAUUGUGAAUAAUUGGUGCAUUCCCAUGUUUUGGAAACUUUGAGUUUUGAUUGAUUCACACCUACCUUUUUUAUCUAUCUUAUUUUAAAAUAACAUUUUUUUAAUAUUACUAGUUUCUUUUCCUACCA